AUAAAGCUAUGCAUGUGCUUGCACCAGGAUCCAGCAUUAUUAUAAACCACCAAGAAGAUUCUUGCUGUUCAUCACUGAAACAUGACAACGUGACAUCUCACCGGGAAGAUAGCCAGCGCACCAGUGUAACACGCUAAGAGUUAGACAGCUAUAAUGUUUUAAUCACUACGCUGCUCCCAGAUCAAGAACCUUGAUCGGCAGCAUCUAGAAUACAAAAUUUCAUGAUUCCCUUUGUCUACCAUUGAAACUAUGCUGCAUCACAUCCAUCCUCUGUAUAUAUAGGUCUCAAGACAAGACUAUACACAUCAAGACAACACUUGCUCUUUCCUCCUAAAGUCCUCACUCCUUCCAACUCAAUACAGAGAUUAGUUUCCGAAGCAGAUAUGGCUUUUGCUCUAAGAUCAAUAAGCUUGCCUUCAAGGCAUCACACCACUGAGGCGGAAGUACAAGAAGAUCUGCACAGCCUAGAGACAAGUGUCUCUUCAUCCGUCACCAUCGAGACGAUGUGCGAUGGCCUGCGGAGGCUUGGAGACAUCUACGGUGCUGUUGAGGAGAUCAUCCAGUUGCCAAGCAACCAAGUCUGUUCCUCCCAGCAGAGGAAGAUAUUGGAUGGAGAGACGGAAUAUUCUCUCGAGCUUCUGGAUCUCUGCAACAACAUGCAAGAGAUCUUCGUUGAGCUCAAGGCCAUUAUCCAAGAGCUGCAAGUGGCUCUAAGAAAAGGAGAUGAUGCAACCAUCCAAGCCAAGAUCCAGUCUUACAUCAGACUGGUGAAGAAGGCUGGUAAACAAUUCAAGAAGACUACCAGGAAGGCGACUUCGGACAAGAUGGAUAGCGGAAUGGUCAGUCUAUUGACCAACGCAAGGGAGAUGACUAUCUCUCUACUUGAGUCCGUGGUGCACCUUUUGUCGAAGCAAAUCGAAGUGCCUAAACAGUCCCUAGUUUCCAAGGUAUUUCACAAGAAAAAAGCUGUUGUUUGUGAGGAGCAAUUGCAGGACUUAGAGUGCAGUAUCAGGGAUCUUGAGAGUGGAGCAGGGCACCUGUUCCGGAAAUUAAUCCAGAGCAGAGUUUCCCUCCUAAACAUACUUAGCUCAUAGAUCUCCAGGAGCUUUGUCACUCAUAUCAUGUUAUUGGCAUCCGAUUUUUUGAGGACUAGCCAAUCUCACAUUUUCCCCAGAUGUAUAUACAAUACAGAUGUACAAAAAAUUACAGAAACAAAUCCCAAAUUUUGAUCUAUUUCGUGCCCGCAAUAUAUUUUUGUGAUGUCAUAAUAGUUUGGUUGAGAUCCUUAUUUGCCAGAUCUUGUUUUGUGUACAUGAAGUGUCGCUGUUAUUUGUUUUUUGUUGUGUAAGAACAGAUACAUAUGUGAAAAUUACAAAUUACUGCAGCAAAAACUAAAUCUCCAUUUUGAAAUCAAUAUCUGGGUAUUGAAGCUAUCUAAAAUAAUUUCAUCUCUCCUUGAUAAAAACAAUCCUUAGUUUUUAAAAUGGUGUAAUUUGA
Messenger RNA from Triticum dicoccoides, 1497 nucleotides. RefSeq lists its product as uncharacterized. The transcript has a single exon. Gene Ontology annotation, biological process: shoot system development; root development. Bases 384 to 1094 code for a protein of 236 amino acids. Lineage: Eukaryota; Viridiplantae; Streptophyta; Magnoliopsida; Poales; Poaceae. The record is from RefSeq and is a predicted model, not a curated record.